CACUUUCGUACUGUUUUUUGACACGCCUUCUCGAUAAUCGUUUAAUUUUUAAUUAAAUUGUGUGUGAUUUUGUGUGUUAUUCAUCAUUAUUUGACACCAUGACGGACACCUACGGAACCCUGCCUACCGGGGGCAUAACCCUCAAAUGGGACCCCAAGAACCUGGAGAUCCGCACCACGUCGGUGGAGCGGACCCUGGAGCCCCUAGUGCUCCAGGUCACCACGCUCGUGAAUAGCAAGGACAAGCAGGCUAAGAAGAAGAGACCCGGCAAGUCCAAGCGCGCGAGCGCUCUAGUGGCCACCGUGGAGCGAGCCACCGAGAUCUUCAUAGAGCGGGGGCAGACCAUCGCCUACGAGAACCCUGAGAUCACCAGGGAGAUGCUGGCUGCCGUGGAAGAAGUCAGGAAGGCUGGUGCGGCCAUGAGUCUCGCAGCGCGCGAGUUCUCUGAGGAGCCCUGCGCCUCGGCGGUCCGCUCCUCCAUGGUCCGCGCAGCCCGCAACCUGCUGUCAGCUGUGACCCGUCUCCUGAUCCUGGCUGAUUGUGUGGAUGUCCACCAGCUACUGUCCCGCCACCGAGCCGUGGAAACGGACCUGGACAAGCUGAAGUCGGCCUCCUCGCAGUCCGAGCUGGUGGAGUGCUCGCGGCAGCUGGGCCGCUCCGCCGCCGAGCUGGCCGCGGCGGCGGCGCGGCGCCAGCACGAGCUGAAGGAGCCGCGCAUGAAGGACGAGCUGGCGGCCGCCCGCGCGGUGCUCAAGAAGCAUUCCACCAUGCUGCUCACCGCUUCCAAGGUGUACGUCCGCCACCCGGAGCUGGCGGCCGCCAAGGCCAACCGCGACUACGUGCUGCGCGCCGUGUGCUCCGCCGUCGACACUAUAGCCUGCGUCGCCCAAGGCAGAGCCCUACCCAACGCUACACCUGCUGGAGGCAACGCCCGCCCACCAGUCGAAGGCCCCGGCGAGCUCGCGCAAGCCCUGGACGACUUCGACGAGCGCAUGGUCAUGGAGCCCCUCGCCUACUCCGAGCUGCGGACCAGACCCUCGCUGGAGGAGCGGCUCGAGUCCAUCAUCUCCGGAGCGGCCCUCAUGGCGGACAGCUCCUGCACCAGGGACGAGCGUCGCGAGCGCAUCGUGGCGGAGUGCAAUGCGGUGCGUCAGGCGCUGCAGGAUUUACUACACGAGUACAUGACCAACGCUGGAAAGCCGGAGCAGUCCUCAGGCCUCGAGCGCGCCAUUGAAAACAUGUGCCGCAAGACCCGCGAUCUUCGUCGGCAGCUACGCAAGGCUGUCGUCGACCACGUGUCCGACAGUUUUCUGGAGAGCAAUGUGCCCCUCCUGGUGCUGAUGGAGGCUGCACGCAACGGCCAUGAGAAGGAAGUCGAGGAAUACGCCAUCGUCUUCACCGAACACGCCAACAAACUGGUCGAGGUGGCUAAUCUGGUGUGCUCGAUGUCGAACAAUGAAGAUGGCGUCAAGAUGGUGCGCCAUGCCGCCGGACAGAUCGAGGCGCUCUGCCCGCAGGUGAUCAACGCGGCCCGCGUGCUCGGCGCCCGGCCGCGCUCCCGCGUGGCGCAGGAGAACGCCACCGCCUUCGCGCGCGCCUGGGAGCAGGCGGUGAGGCUGCUCACCGAGGCCGUGGACGAUAUCACUACUAUCGACGACUUCCUGGCCGUCAGCGAGAACCACAUCCUAGAGGACGUGAACAAAUGUGUGGUCGCGCUGCAGGAGGGAGACCCGGACUCGCUCGAGCGCACCGCCGGCGCCAUCCGCGGCCGCGCCGCCAGGGUGUGCUCCGUGGUGACCCAAGAGAUGGACAACUACGAGCCGUGCAUCUACACCAAGCGCGUUCUAGAAGCGGUCACCGUGCUCAGAGACCAAGUGAUGUCAAAGUUCGCCGUCCGCGUGGACGCGGCGGUGUCGGCGCUGGGCGGCGGCGCCGGGCUCGACGAGAAUGAGUUCAUCGACGCCUCGCGGCUCGUGUACGACGGCGUGCGCGAGAUACGCCGCGCCGUGCUUAUGAACCGGGAGGAGGAAGAUCUAGACCCUGAGGACGUGGAGCUAGAUGAGCAUUACACUCUGGAGACUAGGAGCAAAUCGAGCGCGCACACCGGCGAACACGGUGUGGACGAGUACCCUGACAUAAGCGGCAUCACCAACGCCAGGGAAGCCAUGCGCAAGAUGACAGAAGAGGACAAGCGCAAGAUCCUGCAGCAGGUGGAGCUGUUCCGCCGCGAGAAGAUGACGUUCGACAACGAGGUCGGCAAGUGGGACGACGCGGGCAACGACAUCAUCACGCUCGCCAAGCACAUGUGCAUGAUCAUGCUCGAGAUGACGGACUUCACCAGAGGCCGCGGUCCUCUCAAGACCACGAUGGACGUCAUCAAUGCCGCCAAGAAAAUCUCCGAAGCCGGCACCAAGCUGGACAAACUCACGAGGGAGAUCGCCGAACAGUGUCCAGAAUCUUCGACCAAGCAAGACUUGCUUGCAUACCUCCAGCGCAUCGCCCUGUACUGCCACCAGAUACAGAUCACCAGCAAAGUGAAGGCCGACGUCCAGAACAUCUCCGGAGAGCUUAUUGUCAGCGGGGCCGACGUCCAGAACAUCUCCGGAGAGCUUAUUGUCAGCGGGCUCGACAGCGCGACGUCGCUCAUCCAAGCGGCCAAGAAUCUUAUGAACGCCGUGGUGCUCACGGUGAAGGCGUCCUAUGUGGCCUCGACCAAGUACACCAGACAGGGAACCAUUGCUUCCCCGAUAGUGGUGUGGCGCAUGAAGGCGCCGGAGAAGAAGCCCCUCGUGCGGCCGGAGAAGCCCGAGGAGGUGCGCGCCAAGGUGCGCCGCGGCUCGCAGAAGAAGCAGCCCAGCCCCGUGCACGCGCUCGCAGAGUUCCAGUCCCCCGCCGACAGCGUCUAGUGUGGAGAAGCUGAUAACCAGCACACAUCAGCAUCACGAAGUAGAGAAUUAUAAGCAUUUGUUCAAUUCUAAGCUCAUAUUUAUAUUCCAAAAGUGUGAUUUUCUUUUAAUGUAUUGGAAAGAUAUUUUUUAUAAUUUUUAUUCAAAUUAUUUAAUCUUAUUUCGAUGAGAAAUAUGUAAUCACAUAGUGUGUGACUUUUAUAUAUGUUGUCUAUUAAGACCACAUAUAGCCAAUGCGAAUUAUACGACUUGCUAUUUUAAAUGACUAUUAUAUAUAACAAGAUUUACAAGCAUCACAUAUCCAGCUAAAAAAAAACGCCGGUAGCCUAGCGAUUCGAGCGUGCGACUUUCAAUCCGAAGGUCGCGGGUUCAAACCCCGGCUCGUACCAAUGAGUUUUUCGGAACUUAUGUAUCAUUUGAUAUUUACCAGUUGCUUUUCGGUGAAGGAAAACAUCGUGAGGAAACCGGACUAAUCCCAAUAAAGCCUAGUUUCCCCUCUGGGCUGGAAGGUCAGACGGCAGUCGCCUUCGUAAAAACUAGUGCCUACGUCAAUCCUUGGGAUUAGUUGCCAAGCGGACCCCAGGCUUCCAUGAGCCGUGGCAAAAUGCCGGGAUAACACGAGGAAGAAGGCAUAUGCAGCUUAAUCUAAAAAUAUAUAAAAUGGUACUAGUUUUAACAGUAUUAUUUGACAAUAAUAUGACUUACUAUUAAUAUUAUACUUUAUUGACAUUUGUAUCGGCCAUCUGUGCCUGAAUCAUUAAAAAAUAAAAACAAUAAUACAGCAAACAAAUCAGGAUGACUUUAACAUUAGGUUAAAAGGUUAAAUAGUAUUAAAGUUUAUGUUUUUCAAUCCGAUUAAUUUUGUAUUAAGCAGAGGCGUCUACUAACGAUACCACAACGAGGAAAAUAAAUACUACCUCGGGCGAGACACGAACCCGCGACUGCGGGAUAAAAGCCCGCUCUACCAACUAUGCUACCGAGACUCGCCUUUAAGUAUUUUUGUAAUUUUUACUUUUAUGCCUACAUUUUCAUAUAGAUUUGGUUAUAUAUUUCUCAUCCUUUAGUUUAAGUAUGAUUUGCGUUUUGGUGUAACAAAUACAAGGAAGCUAUCAAUGAUUGUGUGACGCCUAACGUACAAUAAGGCAGCCAAAUUUUGUAUCCGUAGGUAAAAUUAUACUUUACACCGUCACAUCAAACACUAUAAAGGGGGUAAUUUAUUACCACACAAUUAAAUAAACAUAGAACACUAAUUAAGUUUAAAAAUAAUAAUAAUAUCUAUAAAUAAACUUAAAAUAAAGGCCCAAUAAAUAAAACACAUCCUCCAAGUCACUGCCGAUUAGGGUUACCAGAUACAAAUUUAGAUUUCCUGACAAAAUUCCUGAUUUCCGAAUAUUUUUCCUGACAUUCAUUAUACAUUUAAGUUUUAUAAAAAAAAAAUAUUUGUAUUAAUUUAAGUAAAUAAAAAGGUCUAUCAAUUCAAAUAAUUCCUGACAUUUUCGUGUUCCGUCCCCAUUCCUGACAAAAGGCCACAAUUUCUGACAUGUCAGGAAAAUUCCUGUCAUCUGAUAACCCUACUGCCGAUGGGCAGUGUGCCCAGAAGGCUGGCCACGUUGUAUGGCAAUGCUAAUGCGUUGAGCAAAAUACUGACCAGCCCUCUGGUCCCUUGUGGCGUCUAUACAAUCUAUAAAUCAUAGUUAUACAUUCUAUAAAGUGGAAAAGUUGAGGUUGAGGCCAAAAUAGCAAACGAAUUUUUAGAAUUUUUAAUUAUAGUUAAAUUCAAAUAAAUUUUAAAUUAAUAUUUGGGGACAAUCUUACACAGAUCGACCUAGCCCCAAACUAGGCAAAGCUGGUCCUAUGAGUACUAGGCGACGAUAUACUUACGUAUAUAAAUAAAUACAUACUUAUAUACAAAGAAAAUAGCCAUGACGCCCAUGACUCAGGAACAAAUAUCUGUGUUCAUCACAAAAAUAAAUGCCCUUACCGGGAUUCGAACCCGGGACCAUCGGCUUCAUAGACAGGGUCAAGAUAAUACUCGUAAAAAUAACUUUAUUUACGACUAAAAAACAAUGUAAACCCUGAAAACGGGACAGUUUUUAUUGAAAUAGCCAUACAUGGUGAUCCGUUUCGAAUGCUUUUACGUGUAGUUUGUUUUAACGGUGUAAAGUUUGUAGCAUAUUUAACAUAACUAUGAAUUAACGAAUGUAACGAAAAGUAUUAAAAUUUAUAUUAAGGUUAAAAAAGAGCUGUUCGUUUAAUUGUUAUUACAAUUUAUUUAUAUUUUAUGGUUAAGUUACUUAAGCAAUAUUACUAAAUGUUUAAUUUUUCUUUUAAUUUCACGUUUAUUAUUUCAAGCAGAACACUUAACACUUUUGCUGCGGCAAUUUGUUAUGUAAAAAAUGAUUUUGUUCGGGUUUUUUUUCUGACAUGAAGGUUUAGUAUGUUUUCUAUGGAAAUAGGUUAGUGUUGACUUCUUAAACCAAUUUUCAUUUUUGAACAGUUGGUAACGUUUAUUAUGGAAGGCCCCUAAACUCAGUUAAACAUACUGCAUCGGACAGAAUCGGCCCGUCGCAGCAAACGUGUUAACCUAGGCUUAACUAGCUUAGUGGUCUGUGCCCUAAAGUAUUUUUUUGUACUGGUAACUAUGGUAACUCUAGGUUUAACCGGUUAACCCCGGGUUAGUGGAAUGGUGCAAGUAGCCCUUAGUUUAACCCUUUUCCAGGCAUAGUGCACCUAGCGACCACAUACUCGCCAAUAGAAUUUCAACCUUAGGAAUCCGAUUUAAGGUUCAUAUUCGAUUAUUCUUCCGGGAAAAGUUACUUAGUUACUUAUCAUUAAAUGAAUAAUUAAAGCUGCAUACAUUUUAAUAUACAUAUUUGCAUUUUUUGGAAAAACCUUGUAGUUUGGUGCGGCCUGGAAAAGGGUUAAUAAAACUCCCAAAACCCGAUUUGAAUAUAAAGUUUUUUAUAACGAAUCCGAAAUUUUAGAAGGAAGGAAGGAGAGCGUCAAAUACAUGACAAAGAAUUGAAAAGUUUACCGGUAUGUUUAUUAAUGCAUUGCAUUAACAACUUACAUUGACAGCUGAUGUAGAUGGCGCUAUACGACUCCGUACAUAAUGCGGUAACUGGCUUUCAAAAGUUGACUGGUUGACAAUCCAGUGACACACAGCCCACAAAACAUGACGCAGUACAGCGCCAUUUAUUUCAGCUGAUAAACUAGGGGCACGAUAUUUUCUUAGACUCUUAACUCAAUAAUGUAGAUGGAAAGAGACAGGAUAUAUUUCUGUACUUUACCACACACUUUUUUAUAUAACUGUCUCAUUUCAAACAUAGACAAAGAUAAUCAUACUAUCUUUGUCUUACACUAGUACUAGCACCCAAAAGAAAAGGAUGAGUAUAGUUUUUUUUGUUCUUAUUUACUGACAAAUUUGGUUUGACAGAUUAUAUUUCAUGAGAUUUUUCAUUGACAAUACUCUAAUAAUAAUGCUACACAUUUAAGUAGUGAUAUAAUCAUUUUUAAUUGUUUAGUUCUAAGAGCAGCUCUCAAAAUUCACUAUCAGAAUUUAGAUAUAUGUAUUAUUAAGAUAUACAUAGCAAUACUUUAUAUUGACCGUGUACUUUAUGUAACCGCAUAUUGUUUUAUGUUUUGAAGUCAUUGACUAGCUUUACGGGCAAUAAUAAUGAGGCAUGAAUGGCGCCAGUACAGCGGUGUGACACCGCUACAACGCGAUUGGUUGAUGAGUUCGCAUCACGCGCGCUAUUGGUCGCAAAUAAGUUGCGUUAGACUACACGAUUGGCUGGAAUUCAUAAGUGACACCGCUUAACUAGUACCAUUUUUAGUGCCCGUAAGGCCAUUCCUUAGAUAUAUACGUCAAUGUUUGAAGUACAUUUUUAACCUUUUUUUAAAGAAAAACAUAGGUGUAAGUAGUUAAAAUCAGUACUUACCGGGAGACUAAAUAAUGAAAUGCCUAUUUUUAUUUUUCUUAAAUAUAAUAUUCAAUUUGUGUUUCAUACCAUAAUGAUCCAAAAAACUUCAUACAUUAUAAUUUACAAAAAGGUUAAAUUUGUACAUUAAUCAAUAGUUUUUGUAAUUUUUACUCAAAAGACGUCCGAAUAUAUAACCGAAAUAAUAUUUUUUGCCAUUUUGUUAGUUAUUCCUUACAAUAGCUCACUCACAGUUUAUUAUGAAAACAGUAUUAAAUAUGUAUUCUUGCCACAAUAUUGAAAUGUGUGACGUUCUACGACGAAAGGUACCUUAUUGCGGUCUGCGCCCCAAUACUAAUGUAAGCGCCGACCAAGGUAUCUUUCGUCGUGGAACGUCACAUCACAUAAUUAUCUUUAUCGGACGUCAUCAUAAAAAUAUUGUGAUUAUUUAAAAUACUUUAACAAUAGAUUAUUAUCACUAUUAGAUAUAAACAAUAUACUCUCUGUAUUUUAUCCCAAAAACAAGUACGUGCGAGUUUUGAAGAGAUAUUUUUUUAUGAUAUAUGUCGCAAACAAGCAUACGAAUCGCCUGAUGGUAAGCGACAACAAUUUUUUUUUCAUACAAAUUUUGGGUGUCAGUUUGUUACGGUCCAUACAAAAUAUAUGUGAAAAUGCGUUACAAAACUGACAUAUUCUUUGGGACACAUUUUUUCGUUUUAAAUCGAUAGUGCUCGUGAUUCUGAGUAGAAAUAACCCAAAAGUUAAUGGAUUUUCGGAAAAAAAGUAAAUAGUACACUUUUAAGUGAAAAUGCCCAUAAGUAGGUAUAUUUAUUGUUCAGAGAGUUAAACAUCGGAUCAAAACUCGCAUGUAUAAUUAAAGGCCAAUAAUUCACAUGGCGCGAGUUUCUCGUAAGAUUUGUGGGUGAAAAAUCGUGUCACAUUAUUGUAAACGAUUAAACGGUAUCCAGACGGGAUGAUCAAAUCGACCGAUCUGGUCAGAAAUGAAAUUGGCGUCAAUCUCCAAUUUAAUCACCGAUUUUAGAUUUAUGGUGAUAUUAGAGCCCUCGAAAUUGAAAAAAUGCCCCAGAACGAAAAUACUGACGUCACAAAUUGGUAUUCUUGCGUCCUCACCUCAUUUUAUCGGUAAUUAUCGGCGGUUGAAUUCGGCGAGCCAAAUUGGCGUUUGCGUCCGCACGUCCUGAUUCGAUCGGGCAAUUUAAUCAGAUUGGCGAAAAAAUUACUAGUCUGGAUACGCCUUUAUCUUACAAAACUCCGUGCGAGAAAUAAAAGUUAUGGCUAAAAUCGCCUUCGAUUAUAUCUUACACUUAUAAGGCGAAUAUAAAUAAUUGGGGGUCAGAAUUCUUUUUGUUGUCUUGUUUCUUACCACUCUGUCACGCUUCUUUUUUUGUUUUAAUCAAAUAAAUAAAAAAAGAUGCGUGGUAUCGCAUGUUUUUUAGCUGUAGAUUAUAAUUUUCUUGGGAAAAUUAAUACCUAAACUUCACCCCAUACAAAAAUCUCCACUCCGUCACAUGCAUUUUUGGGGACAAUAAAAAAAUUUUGCUCUUCUAUUUUACAUAUUACUUGUGUUAAGAUAACUGCUCAAAGCGAGAAACUCGUAUCUUGUGCAUGGGCCUAGGGCUAAUUUAGACGAUGCGAGAACUCGCAUGCGAGUUUUAUUACAUUGCGGGUUUUGAUCGGUCGGUUAAAUUGGACGUAACCCACAGUCCGUAAUGUAACUAAAAUCGCAUGCGAGUUCGCGCGCCGUCUAAAUCAGCCCUACUCUGUAUCUUCAGGUAUUUAAAUAAAAGUAAACAAAAUCUACCCUCAAAUGGCUCCUUAAGUCAGUUGAGGGUAGAUGAAAACAUUACAUGAUCAAAUAAUGUAGGUUAAAGUCAGGUCGUUCAGUGACUGAUCCAAGCGGUUUUGUAUUUGGUUGGUUAACCAAUAAAUGUUAUAACUACCCGAAAAUGUAAAAUAUGUUUGUUUACUUUUAUUUAAAUACCUAAACAGAGUAUAGUGUUUUGACAGCAAUAUACAUGUCAUUAAAUAUAAUCACAUUAAGAUAACUGUCUCAGUAGCGGUAAUCAAUGAAUUAGAUGAUAUUACUUUUGAAAAGUCAUACUCUGGAGGCCACUGCCACAGAGUAAGUAAUAGUACUACCGUACAGAAAGGACACUUCCUACAAAACCGAAGUUUGACAGCGGUUCAGGGACGAAUCAUGCUGUCCCUUAUGUAUAGUAUACUAUCCCUUUCGGCUAUUUAGAGUUGUUAAAAUUCAAGUGAUUAUCUUAUCUGUGGUCGUGCACGCAAAGGGACGUCAAGUUGUGGCAACCCUAAUAAUUGCUCGAGGAGCAAUGCUGGGCCGAACGGAGCCGAAUUUACCCGAAGUCAGAAUUGUCUCCCCACUGCCGGUACUGGAUGAAAGUGCCCGUUCCCGGGAAUUCUCGGAGCAUGCCUUAACUGUUACGCUAGGUAUGAACGCAGAUUUCAUUGGAAUAUCAGAUUCCACAUUGUCGCUGCUGAGACAGGAGCCUAAUAAGAUAAGAAAUGCAUUAAAAUAUAAAUAGUGUUAACGUUUUACCCGACAUUUUGUAAGGUUUUGCAGUUUUUACCAUUUUUCUACAACAUUUUACGAUUGAACUAGUAGUACAAUAAAAUAUGUAAUCUGAAA
Messenger RNA from Cydia splendana, 9497 nucleotides. It is a transcript of the gene alpha-Cat, whose product is annotated as catenin alpha. Gene Ontology annotation, cellular component: catenin complex; adherens junction. NCBI's taxonomy places the organism in Eukaryota, Metazoa, Arthropoda, Insecta, Lepidoptera, Tortricidae. The coding region runs from base 99 to 2906 and encodes 935 amino acids. The record is from RefSeq and is a predicted model, not a curated record. Gene Ontology annotation, molecular function: beta-catenin binding; cadherin binding; actin filament binding. Gene Ontology annotation, biological process: cell migration; cell-cell adhesion. The transcript is spliced from 24 exons.